AUGCCCAGCCACGGAUAUAUCAUCAACCAAUUUCUGUCGCCCAAGAUCAACAAGCGAACAGCCGAGUAUGCAGGAAGCCUGGAAAAUCGGGCACGGUUCAUCUUGGAGAUUGUCAAUGCGAUCAAGGCUAAACUUCCCUCGGACAAGUUCGUGAUAGCAGCGAAGCUAAACUGCCAAGAUUUCAUCGAGGGAGGCCAAAGUUUUGCUGAGCAAUGUGCUGUGAUAAAAUGGCUAGAGGAUGCUGGCGUGGACUUCUUCGACAUUUUGGGGGGAACCUAUUCCUCUCCUGCAUGGCGUGGCAACAUCAUGACUGAGCUGGCAGAGCGUCCAUCCCAGAAAGAGUGUGGAAGGCGAAGCUACUUCAUUGAGUGGGCGCAGGAGCUGAAGAAGGUCCUGUCUCGGGCUGUGAUUGGAACUACUGGUGGUUGGCGGGAUAGCCAUCGUAUGUCGGAGACUGUGGAAACCGGAGACAUCGACAUGUGUGGUUUGGGUCUACCUCUCCGAGAAGAUCCAGACUUUGUGAACAAGGUGCUUCGUGGGGAGAUUCGCAGGAGUAACUUGUAG
Penicillium mononematosum is the source of this 564-nucleotide messenger RNA. RefSeq names its product Aldolase-type TIM barrel. Lineage: Eukaryota; Fungi; Ascomycota; Eurotiomycetes; Eurotiales; Aspergillaceae. The transcript is spliced from 5 exons. Gene Ontology annotation, molecular function: FMN binding; oxidoreductase activity. The coding region runs from base 1 to 564 and encodes 187 amino acids. The record is from RefSeq and is a predicted model, not a curated record.